AUCAAUGCAAUCGCAAUGGAGUUAAAGAGUGCUAAGUGUCUUAAGUACGCCAAGUCUGCAAACAUUGCUACUGACAUAAGUGGGCUCGAUCAAUUUUUAAACGGUGGUCUUCAGCAAGGAAAAGUAUAUGAACUGGUAGGCAGAGCAGGUUCCGGAAAAACACAAUUAUGCUUGAGGCUCUGCCUAAAUAUUCAAUUACCCCAAUAUCAGAAUGGAUCGGAGGCCAAAGCUAUAUAUUUUGAUACUCGAAAAGAUUUUGAUCCUAUUAGGCUGAAAGAAUUGGCUGAAGAGCUUGUAACACGCCCAAGCGUUAGACAAACGUCUGGAUUACUACCCACAGCAACUGAGAUGUUAAGAAAUGUGUUUUAUGUUAAUUGCCACACUGCAGCCCAUCUGGUAGCUGGCUUAUUGAAUUGCUACAAGUAUUUGGCAAGAGAACCCAAUAUCAAACUGAUUAUUGUUGACUCAAUAUCGUUUGCAAUUCGAAGCCUGGACAACAUACUCGCACGCACGGAACUUUUGAUGGAACUACAUACAGUUAUGCGUAAACUGCAGAUGAAGCAUAAUUUAACCUUCGUCUUAACCAACAAUUUGGCCUUUCGCCGGAAAAGGCGACGUCGAUUUGAAUUGGAGGCGGUUUUAGGGCAAAAGCAUGCUCAGAUAAUCAAUAAGCGCAUCUGGCUGAUGAAAAAUGGGUGUUUCUUGGGAAAAUGGUCAAAAACGAAAAGGUUCAUUUGCAAAUUAUCUACAUAGUAAAUAAUAAUUAGAUCAG
Messenger RNA from Drosophila arizonae, 772 nucleotides. It is a transcript of the gene spn-D, whose product is annotated as RAD51 DNA repair protein spindle D. Lineage: Eukaryota; Metazoa; Arthropoda; Insecta; Diptera; Drosophilidae. Gene Ontology annotation, molecular function: ATP binding; ATP-dependent DNA damage sensor activity; four-way junction DNA binding. The record is from RefSeq and is a predicted model, not a curated record. Gene Ontology annotation, cellular component: Rad51B-Rad51C-Rad51D-XRCC2 complex; Rad51C-XRCC3 complex; replication fork. Gene Ontology annotation, biological process: DNA repair; meiotic DNA recombinase assembly; reciprocal meiotic recombination.